UUAAAAUAAAAUUCUAUAAUAAUUAUGGAAGAAUCUUUCUCAGCUCACAGUUAUCCUCAGAGCAGUCAGAAUAAAGACUCCAACGGACAGAGUGAAAGUGUAAAGAUCAAGAAAUUCACAAGUCACAUUUCUCACCCAUCAGUAAAUUUGCCAUCCUUCGAAAACUCUAACAACAGCGAGGCUAAAUAAAAGUAAUAAGACUCAUCAACAACAAAAAGAAAAUAAUGAGAUAACAAUUCCUAAUAAAGAUCCAGCUUACAAAUACAUACAAGAUCUAGAAUCUGCAAGACGUGAUAUAUUAAGCAAUAUGCACUCUAAAGAAUCAAGUUCAAAUCAAGAAAACAUUCAAAUUAUUUAUUACCCGAAUCCAAGAGAAGAAACUAAAAGAUCCCCUUCUGAUUAUCUCAGCAGUAUUAACUUCAAAAGUUCCUCCGAUCUGAAUAAUAGCCGUAUAAACGAGGAGACUUUGAGAAAUAAUGGAAAGAAGUUAGUUCCAUCUGGGGGGAAAUUAAGCGAAAACAGCAGAAUUAAGCAUUUAUCAGAAUCUUCAAUCAGGCUAGUGGGUUCUGAGAUCGAAGAGAAAAAGCAUAUUAACCAACAUGAAGUCUCUAAGGAAUCAGUUAUAUUUGAAGAUGAAAGCCAAGAAAAUUCUGAAAGUGAAGCAAAUUUCCAGAUCUCAGAAGAUCAACACCUUAAUUGUAUUUCUAAAUAA
This is a messenger RNA of Moneuplotes crassus, 712 nucleotides long. The record is from the annotation of a GenBank genome assembly. NCBI's taxonomy places the organism in Eukaryota, Ciliophora, Spirotrichea, Euplotida, Euplotidae.